AUGACAGUUUGCGCGAACUCCAACGUGGUUUAUCGAUUACUGUCUGACGAACAGUUAUGUGCUACCUUCGCUGUAAAAGCGCGCAGGCAAGGAGAAGAUCGCAGUUGGUGGUUUGAAGUACCUGCGGUAUUUCGCACUCAUAAAAUUUCACUCAAAUUUAGAAAGUCUGCGCUAAUUUACCCUCAAAUAACGCAAAGCGCCGUUCAAGGGCAAGUAGGUUUUGUUCGCAAUCUUUGUACAAAGUCUGCUUUCAUUCUGAAUAAGGUUUUUUUCAAUCCGAAUUCGACAAAUAAGACUACUUUUGCAGUCCGCUAAAAUAGAGUUUCGGUUCCCAUGCAUAAUGAUUCAAAAUUUUUUUAGUUGGCUUUAUUUUCCUUAGGAAGUGUCAAAUAGUUCAGAUCGUAGGCAGCCUCUAAGCACUACGACUUUCAGACCAGACCCGACAGGGGGAGAAGAUAGACGCCGGUCGAAGGUCUUAUGAUGCAUGGUCUACCAUAUUGACAAAAGAACCAAUAACUGAAAAUUCAGACACGUGUUUUGUGGAUUAAUGUACAUUGGCAUCUAGUCGGUUCCUUUAAUGUCAAUAUGGUGAGUUAGAAAAUAUCUAAAAACUGUUCACUGCCGGUUGUUAGACUGGGAGUAUUUCGCUUUUAUCCUGUUGCGACGGAUAGAUUUCGGACCCGAUAAUUAUAUCAACUGCCUGACCGUGCCCAAGAAAUUUACUCCAAGUUUGCACAUUGAUUUCGGAGGUAAUUAGAAAGGCUAAAAAUUAAAAGAACAUAUUUUGUCUGUACAGAAUGUUGUAAGCUUGUGUUGUCGAUGGAGGAGGGAAACCUUCGAGGGAGUUGGGUAACGGCUUAUCCCUAGCGGCCUCGAGGUUAAUUGGUCAGUUUGGUUGCAUUUUAUUAAUCAGCUACCACAUGCCUCUUCCAUGCAUACAAAAUUAAUGUUAUACACAUGCACAAGUAGCUCACUUGUGUGCCUCUUAAGGCGCUUUGGCCGAGACAAAGGAAAUAAUUAAGCAUUCUUUGGAGGGGGGCAUUUUUAAAUUUGUAGCUGUGGGUUCAGUCAGAGAAGAGACUAAAAAAGCAAAAGAAGUUUAUGGAAAAGUUUUAUUUUCAGCAUGUGUGUUUUUUACGGGAGUCCAUCUUAUUUGUUUAAAUUUAAAUGCAGUUGCUAAUUUCUUCUUAAAGAUUUCUGCUUGAAUGUUUAUACAUUCUCGAAUUCACUGGGUUUGGAAAACUUUUUCGUGUGAACAUUUUACUUAAGAUCGCAUGCAUAUGAAAGCACUUUCACUAAAAUUCACGGGAAAUGGUACAUAAGAACGACUACUAUCUAAGCCCAGAAUUCUCUAUGCGAAUGUUUUACAGCUAAUUAAAAUGCGCAAUGUUUUCGUGGUCCUUUAUUAUGAAAAGUCGGCACUCAGGAAAGCAACUGUAAUGGGUGAUUGUUUCACCCACAAUCAUAAAAAAUAGCUCGCGGAAUAUUCUUAAUUAAUAUCUGAUAAUUCCAGGUUGGCUAGGCAGAAAUAUCCGUGUUUUUAGCAAGUUCCUUCGCUCGCAAAUAUGUUAUGCAGCGUAAAAGCCUAAAAAGAUUAUUCUAUCAUUGUCGUUUAGGUUCUAUGCUUCAAUCUCAAGAUAUCGCUUAGUUAGCAUAUUGAUGUACGUGUCUGAAUAGGCAGUUUUGCAACCAAAGAAGAAGGGAUAUGAGGAAUAUCAGCCAUUAAAGAAAGCAGCUUGCAGAAAUUAGCCGCCUAGCUAAAUAGAGGUCAAAAUAGAUCAAUUUUGAGUUCUAUCCUCGUUUAAUUAGUCGACACGUGUCGUCCAAUCGAUGCCAGAGAGGCUUAUCGAGUUGUCUCCCGGAUACCAGCAAACUACCCUAGGGGCCUACGUCAGCGAAUGUUAGCAAUAGCUAAGAUGGCGCCUAUCGGGUUGACGAAUCCACCACUAUAUUUAUAAGCCCCACAAUGAAAACCAAAGUAUAUCCUUACUUCAGAUAUGAGAUUGAAAGAAGACGUAAUUUCUACCGAAUAUGUGAUAGAAUUAAAAAUUUUAUACGAGUUUUUUAUGAUAUAUAAUUGGACUUUUAGGUGUAUCAAAAAUAAAUGGGAUAAAUUUAUGCUUCAUAAUAAGGCGUUUUUUUAUAGAAUGUAUUUUUGCAUGCAGCUGGAAAAAAGUUUACUCGAAAGUCGGCAUCCUAAAGUAAUUAAAAUAUUCUGAAAUUGUUUUGCAGACUAACUAGUUUUACAACCCUACUUAAGUAAUCUUGCCAAAGCGAAAACGUAUUUCGGAAUUUCGGUUGACAUUUCAUGCAUUAGCAUACCCACUGUAUGAACCGCUCAUAAAUCCGACAAUGGUCGACAAUGGUUUGACGAAGAGUAGCGGACUGUCUAGACGGAUUUUCUUGCUUUUUAAUUUCCUCAUAAAUUAACUGCAUCCUUGUGUCAGAUCAGUUAAUGCUACGAUCUAUAGGCACAUACCAAAAUGUGGUGUGUGAAUAUUUAGGCCAACGUCCAUCCAUUACAGCGGGAAGACGGCAACUAUUCAUUAACUGCCGACGGGCAGCAAGCAGUAUAUUUUGGCGUAAGAGGGUACUAUAUUAACAGUACAGAUAAUAGCCAAAAGCCCAUAGAGGCGUGCCUUGCCAGUAUUCUGCCAUUGCAUGGCACAGCUGCGACACGGUUCGAUUCUCCAGUGAGACCCCUAGCAUUCACUGUGUGCUUUCUGGUAGCUACUCCAUUUUAAGAAAUUGUUGCUUUUUAAAUUCCUCAGAAACAUAUUGCUGACUUGGACUAAUUUCGCUGGUUUUCCAUGGAAGAUCGCUCUGCCUGUCAGUACCAUGGAGGAGUAUUUCAGUUUUCAGCAACUCCCUCAGAACUCCCUUGCGGCGUCGAUUUUAAGUCGUCGAUGCUCAUCACCGAUCCCAGCGUCGUGGAAUAAUGUCGCUUUGGUGGUGACCUAACAAUAAUUCUACCGAUUAGAAAAUUUCGUAUAAAUUACGUUUCCCUCCGCUUAUAGAUGCGCUGGCUAUGCCGGUCGAUUACAGCACCCGUUUGUCUUGAGUCGAUUCUGGCUGCUUUUGGCCUUCACUGCAAUUGGUUAGGUUUCUUCGUCUGUCUCUAAUGCAUUUGUUAGAGAACGGUGCUGUUGACAACUAUUGUCAGGAUUGUACGUGUAUAUAUGAAGUACGGGAGAAUGAGCAGCGAUUCAAUGGAAUGGACUACUGGACUGCUUCUCAAACUACAUUUUAGAGAAACAUUAUACACCCUAGCCUACAAAUCCACUUUAUUUUGCCUACCAUAUAAAUCUCGGCUAAUUAAGUGUCUGGUCGAAAACACUUUGUGGUUUGAGUCAAUAUUUUGGAAUUCUUGUUGUAAACUACAUGUGUGUAAGGAUUCGCGUAAGUUUGAGUAUUCAUUUUAGGAAAUAAUAUACUUAAUCUAACGUUGCGCGUUCGAAAGUCACACAAACUUGUACAUAGGUUGCAAAAAUUGGUCAUUUUAAUAUGUUUUGCAUUUAAAUCUGCGCCUGACUGGAACAUUUUGCGACUUAAAUCAUAGAAGGCUGCCGAGGAACCUCUGCCUGGAUAACAGAGGUUGACCUGGUGCAUCUUUUGGCUCAAGGUAAUCUUUUUGACUUUUUUUUUAUUAAAAUCGCUAUCUAACAACCGGUUUCAUCUGGAGCCUAAAAAGCAAACAGUGAAUUCCCGCCAACAAAAUCUCGGCAGAUACUCAUAUUCACACCAAAUUUUUACACAUGAUUGUAGUGGAGCGCGGCUGCAGACAGGACUGCUAUCUCCCUUCCAACCGCUUGUCAUGAAUGCUGUACUUCAUCCGGCAUAUCUUAGAGAGAGAUUGAACUACGCUCUUCCAAUUCUGCAUCUCGUGUUGGUGGUAAGUUAUGCCUUAUAAUUCCAUUGAAUGGCAGCACCAAUCAAAAGAGAUUUAGUGGUAGGGGUUUCUUACGCUGUCCGAGUUUGUCAAUGUCUUCUUACCUUCGUAACAUUAUUGGUUUAAAAAAAACUGUUAACAUUUAGGCCUUUUGGCAUCUGCCUACUGUUUUUUGAUGUGUCGAUAUUCAUUUGGGCUUUUUAUAGGGCUUGGAAUCAGUUUGGGGUUAGUGCUGGGCUAACGUUCAGGGUAGGGGUUAAGGGUUAGAGAUAAGGUUUAGGCUAAGGUUAAAUUUAGGGUAAAGACUAGGGUUAGCCUCAGAAGGGUAAGGUUUAGGUUAAUGUUUGGGGUUAGGUUAAAUGUCAUGGUUAGAAUAAUGUAUGGGGUUAGCUUUAGAAGUAUUUUGGGCUUUAAAUUAGGUUUGACGUUAGGCUUACGGAGAAGGGCAAAUUUUAAGGUUGGGGCUAAGGGUUAGUUAAGGAUUGGUGAUAUGGUAAGGGUUAGGAUUAAGGUUGGUUUUAGGGUUUGUGGUAAGGCUUAUUAUAGUGUUUAGGCUAAGGUUAAGGUUGCUUUAGAAUUUCGCCUAGGGCUAGAGUAAGGUUUGAUUUCAAGUUUGGGGUUAGUUUUAAGGUAAGGAUCAGGUUAAAUUUAAGGGUAAUGUUCUGGGUUAGGGUUAACACUUAAGGUUAGGUUUAGGGUUUGAUUAAAAGUAAAUGCCAGGGUUAGGGCCAACCUUAAGCCCAGGUGUAGCGUUAGGUUCAGUGUUAGUAACGGUAGGGGUUACAAUUGAUUUCGGUUUGGAUUGGGUCUAUAAUUCACUUUUUCUCAUCAUCUUUUGUCUGCCUUUCCACUUGCGGGUCUCGUCUGCGUUUGCCAAUGAUUUCAGUUUUGCAACUUUAUAGGAAUAUUAUUCAGUUCAAUUAUGCUACCAGUAAACAUUCUCAAACUUUUGUCCACUUACCAACGUUCCGUUAUUAUUUACUUAACAUAUGAUCAUAGCCUUAUGUCGUCAUUUCCUUACUCCGCCAUCGACGUUACUUAUCCGUUUGUAUCAUUGACCUUCGUCAAAUGUGCCAUUGUUGCCGUUUUCUUAUCUUACCAUAUCAUUUUCUGCGUUCGCGUUUACUUUGUCGUUUAUUUUACACACUGGCACCCACUUUCUACGGCACGUGCGUCCCUACUGCGUUCUCAUUUGUUCAAGGUCAAGUUCAGUGACCUUGGUCGUCAAAUUACCUUUCUUUCGGGGUGGAAAUUGGUCAUUUUAAUUUGCUUAGACCUCUUUUCGGAUGAAGCGCUCGCCAUUUUGGCCUACAUUUAAACUAAUCACUUUAAGUUUGGGCGAUUUUCUACCAAAAUACCAUCAUUGGGUUACUUCUUAUGUGUUUGUCAUGUGCUCUGCCCAUAAAACCCCUAUUCCCACCGUUCUGAACUUACCCUUCAGUUUCUGUGACCCGGAAAGCGUAACCGAACCUCGCCGACUGAUGUUGCAAAGAGAUCGUACAUUCGAUCGUUUGAUACAAGGAGGAUUGAAAUAGAGCGAAUUGCACUUCUCUGUGAAGACGAAGGACCGCUAAUUGGCGAGUAGAGGUUGACGACUUGAAGGUUCCAAAAUCAGGACGCAGAAAAGACGGUUAGAGGAAAAGAUAAACCUAGGCGAUAUUGUAUACACGCAUCUCAGCAGGUCAAUGCUAGUCUGAGUUUAUGCGCCCGGAAUUCGUCUGGUUACGGCAAAGCGGAGGUAAAGUUACGCUCGUGGACAAACCGGAAGCGGCAUCAGCGAUGGCGACUGUGAGAGCGGACAAUACCAUGAGACUACAGCUGAGCACGCUAAAGCGCCCAUACUCUUUUACACUGGCCAACAAUUAACGCGAUUGGAACGACGGGAUCAGAAAACCAUAAACUGACUCAGAUCAGUUAAAUACACUUCGAACUACGCACCAUUAGAUAGAAAAUAUGAUUUACUAGCGCUUUAGAUGCAUACAUAGCUAAAAAGUAUGAAGUUUUAACGAUAAAAUGUUUGAAGUGUCCAAACGCCGGAUAAGUAGAUGUUAAGGUUGAGUCGCGAUUAACUGACAACGAUCAGCAAGCCCGGAACAGCCAUCAUGAUCCCACGUGAUUUAGUUGACACUCUUUCAUCAGCCCACAUGCUGUUUUGACGAUUUUGGGUUGUGAUUUAUGACUUUGAUUUUUCUUAAUUUCGAAAAUCCAUGAAACACUGUUUCUGCUUCUGUUUUCUAUUAACGUGAGGCAAAAUCUCGUUUCAGAUGGUGUUUAGUAUACUCGCAAUGAUUGGAGGAAUGCUCAAAUCCGGAACAUUGACGGAUUUUGAGCCGUACGAAACGUAUCCUAGUAUUUAUAAUCUCCCAUUUUUGCGGUCCUUCAUUGAGCCAUUUGUAGAGAACAAAUUAGGCAAGUCGACUGCUUCAUUCAAUUGCAUUUAUUUUCUUGCAUUUUUUUGAGUGAAAAAGUAAUUGGAUUGCGUAUACGGUUGUCAGAAACCCUUGGUUCGGACCUGGUUUCCAAAGGCAUGACCGGCCUCUUCCUCUCCCUAUUUGGCUGGAUUGCAUCCGGCUUUCCCUAUGGUAUACUACUGGACAUUGUGAGUAACACAGUAUAAUACAUGCUAUAUAAAGAUAAAUAAUAUAAAGAUUAUAAUGUCUACGAACACGCCUACCUAGAUUCUAAAUUUAGCAACAUUGCCUAUUUUACGUAUGUAAGCAUGUGUCGAAAAUGAAUCUCGCUCCAAAUGCCUCCGGUUAAUUCCAGUUUAUUAGGUGGAAAUUCAGGUUUGUGCCUCCAAAUCACACACUUCUUACGAUAAACCGAAAUAUAUCUAAGAACGCAGGAAACAAAAUAUUAAGCAUGUUCCAAGAAAAUCUCAAAACCUUACAGAAAGAUAAACGCUUCCAAAUGUUAUCAGCGUCCGUAGUAUGUGUACAUUUUUAGUGCAUAGUAUAGUAGUCUGUCUAAACAGGCCCCUGAAAGGAUCCGUGCGGUAGAUGCGUUGGACUAACACCGGGACUAGAUCGGAGUCCGGAAGGCGCUGUCGGGAACCUGCACCAUAACCAAAGUCAACACUGAGGUCUGGCGACAGAGCCAGUUGUGGGCUCACGCCGCACUAAUCGUGAUGCGCACUGCCUACCCAUUCUGGUUGUUGUUUAAAAUCUCAAUCCAGUUUUGUUGGGAACCAAGGGUUGUGCUUGAACUCCGUGCCAGCCAACUGCAUCCUACCCUGCCUCUGGUCACUUCAACUUGAUCUUGACACCGGAUCCGGGUGGGAAAGGAGGGAGUGGUGCGGUAGAUGCUAUUCAAACCCUUUUUUACUAUAACCUAAUUUACGUGCAGGUCGCCGUGCCUGUUCUUAACCUGCAGUGGAGCAGACGGUCGACACUAUCGAAAUCGACGGUCGAAUUAUGGUAGGCAAAUCGUGGACACAAUCCACUUACUCACCCUAUUCACCGCAAGUAAUUAAGAGUCAAAGCUUACGGUAGUUUUCACCACACAAUCGGGGGCAAUCACAAUGACUAAUGCGGAAUUGCGUUGCUAACCCGAAGGCCCGUGUUACAAUCCCAAGAUUUGGUUUGUAAAUUAUCCUAAUGGAAGGACUGUAAAUGAUUUAAAAUGGACAGUAGGUAAGUAUCAUGGUUAUCCGAAGAAAACAAGUGUGUCUGGACCUCGCCACUGGCCGAAAUCCAUUAUUACGUUUUUUAAAACUCUAUUGUGUCGAGAUCGCUCACCUCCACUGCAGGAGAUAUGACCGCGUGAAACAUUCGCCUCACUCCAGCUAGUGCAUCGCAAAUCGCUAGACACCGAUCUUUGGGUAAUGCAACGCACAUCAUUAGGCCCAACCAGUCUUGACCUAACUCCGACUAACAUGUAGAAGGCUCUCUUGGACGGGACAUAACACCAUCAGUACACGCAGUGGCGUCGCCAGGGGCCGCUGCUGCCCGACAGAGUAGCUACCGGUUCUGCUGUCGAGACCUAUUGGUACAUCCACGGUCAAGUCGUUUCAGGCCGGUGACCCCGACGUACUCCGAAUGGGCUAUCUCCGAUCUGGAUCCACAUCCGCUACUGUGGCGCAGUACGGUUUCGAUGGCGUCAGCGCCAACAACAUGUAACGGCACUGGCCGCGGGUAUAAUUUGUGUUAUAAUCAUCAAGACGAAUCCUUAUAAGCGGGAUAAGACAUGUGGGCAAUGACAUGAAUAAAAGCCGGUCCAGAUGCUUAGUACAUCCAACGUGUAAAAUGUUAACUUAAAAAGCACUGUUUUCAAUACUCAGACGUCGACGUCCUUACUUCUUCUCACUGUAUUGCAGUAUAUAAAGCAACCACAUAUCUCAUGAUAAAAAAUUCCUCUAUGUCUCACAAAAUUUAAAACAAUUGUGCUUGUCCUUUGAAAACAAAUUCGUUUAUUGAUAAAACUAAACGAACAUAAGCAUGAGGACAGAGGGAAUCCUACUUAAGCCAGUCCGCUCCAAAAUAGACACCAUUAAUUUGUUCCUUUCCUGCAUGAGUUCAAAUGUCAUCAGAGAGUUAGAAGGGUUCUGUGGUAAGAUGUGGUUUGGCAACCCUACCUGAUGCACACAAUCCUGUUGGGUUUGGGUUAGGAGUAAGGGUUAAAAGUCAGAGUUGGGGUUCAGGAUUAGGGGUUAGAGUUAGAGGUUAGGCGUAGAGUCAAAGGUUAGCACAACUUUUUCUCUCCCAUUCAAAGUCUAACUGCACAUUCCCAAUAGUUCUUCUUUUGCCUAUAAUUACUUGACCUCGUCGCCUGUACGUUACCGGGCCCCACCUGUAAAAAACCCUAUUACCACCUGUCCCGUAUUAGACGUGACUGGGGUUUGCUUACUUCAGGUGGGGCUACGAAGCCACAUCGGACCGGUUCUGAAGCACUUCCACUGCUUUUUGGACCAAAUUAUUGGUACUACACGUAGGCACUUGCAUCUGAUAAAAGUAGACAGUUUGAAGUAGUAGCAUUCGGGUAGUUGGACGCAGAAUCUGUCCGCCCUGAAUUCGAUCUCCUUAAGUGAUUCAUGCUUGGCGUUUGAAUUUCUUGGUUGCUGGUUAUUUUUCAUUGUGUUAUCCAUCGCGAUGCCUCCAACCAGCAAGCUCUAAAUUGCAGCCGAACUCGCCUGUGGAAUAGACAGGAAGAGAAAACGUUUUACAACGAUGUGAACAGAGUAAAUGCCGUUUGUGCAUGAAACGAAACAUGCAUUCGGUAUGCUAUUCGGUAUUCUUAUGCAGCCUCAAGUAGAGGUUAGUAAGCGGCAGGCCAUACCCAUAGUUUUAUAGUAAAGAGGCAGAGUGGUAUGAGUAAAGUAUGCUAACUAACAAUCGAACAGUAGCAAAAAAAGACGAAAAUAGAAAUACAGUCCAGAAAAUUCCCAUAGCAGUUAUCAGAAGACGAGGAGGCAAGCAUACGUAGCUUUCGAUGAAUUCUCGUCGGGACACUGCUACUAUAUGGGACGUAGUUAGAUGUUAAAAAACGUCAGUAAAAUCAGGGAUGUCACACCCAUAGUUUCACAGUGCCAUUCUCAAAGGCUGUUCCGUCAUCAAUCAAGAAGAUCAGAUUAGAAGACAAGCAUUCAUGAGCGAAAAUGGUCUGGCUUUUUCGGGAUGCAAGCCUCUCCGGAAGAACGACUUUUCAGGAAACCUUUGGCAUAAUUGCAGCCACUGACAUUCCUAAUGCAAUGCCGUUUGGUUUGGGUCAAAGAUUCCUGUCUGGAUAAACCGAAGAGAUACAUAGGUUCCUCAAGUCGAUACCGUCUGAGCGUUCUUUCACAUCGUGUUCGGUGGAGCUCUACUUCGUGUCUGAUUACAAGAACAAGAUUCGCAAAGUUCAGCAAGGAAUUUUUAACCAGAAGGGCUCUUUUCUGAUUGGACUGUCUGUGACUUUUCCUCCUUAACAUUAAAAGAUGAAACUGCAAGGGCGGAGUGAAUUUUAAUUGCAUUGCACUCUUAUCCUUCCGUAUGCUUCUUGUUCUGCUUCAUUACUCCUCCCAACAAGCACUUUCAGAAUAUUGGUGUUAACAAAAUGAAACUAAUAUUUUUACGACGCUUAAUAGUUUGGUGACAUCAAUGUGCGUAUACAGUCGUCAAAAAAUGCAGACAUUGCGGAUUUUUUAUGGUAUCUUAAGAAUCCAGUAAUUUGACUCACGAAUUUGCAUUCAUGAAACAGUAAUUUAGUUCUCAUCUUUCGCGUAAAAUUUAUUUUAAAACGUUUGUGCACAAAAAUAAGUGCAUUUUGUACUGCAUGAUCUUUUGAAAGACGAAUCUUAUUUAUUUUCUUCAAAACUAGAAAAGAUCGAACUUAAUGAUGCAACCCUUUUAUCCCAUUAUAGGCUGCCCUGUGGACUCUUGCUGUUAUCGUAGCCAGCUGCUAA
Molecule: messenger RNA, 10268 nt
Organism: Spirometra erinaceieuropaei
Lineage: Eukaryota; Metazoa; Platyhelminthes; Cestoda; Diphyllobothriidea; Diphyllobothriidae
Source: the annotation of a GenBank genome assembly